CCAGCCCGCCAGGAAGGGCAGGGGAGGGCUCAGGGCUUAGGCUCACAGUCUCAGGGCCCGGCCCAGCGACCACACAGGCACCUGCCGGCUCGCAUGGAAGUGGUGGCGGGACGCCUCCGGGCGCGGAUGUGGCCUGCUGCUGACCGGCCUGGGCUACAUGGACAGUGCCACUGCGGGCACCUCUGGGCCCUGCUGCGCCCCACCCUGCCGCUGCCACACCUGCCGCUGAGAAGUCCCGCCCUCGCCCUCGCCCUCGCCCUCGUCCUCAUCUGCCAUGGCCUCCUCUGCCCGGCCCAGGACCAGCCCUGUCGCUUAAGCCCCCUGCCCCCUCCAGGACUGGCUGUUCCCUGAUGGGGUAACGUGACAGAGGCCCAGCGGCAAUCCCACCCCAAAGCUCCAGAGUCGGUUCAGCUUAAUUUCGUUUCCUCUGGUCCCGGGAGGGGUGGGGCCCCUCUGGGUGCAGCGACUGCCCCUUUGCUCAUGCGGGGAGUCUGUCCCCAGCCAGGAGCUCAGCGCCUGACGCUGGUGCGGCCAGACUCGCGUUAGGUUACUGAGUGUUCUUUGCCGAGUUUUUGGCGGUGGUCGCUUUUAUUUCUGCCCCUUAGAGUCCUCCAGCCAGGCGGUUAGAAGUAGCUGCCUCUCCUCUUUCUGGGAUUCACGUUCCCUCUCCCGGCAGGGGCAGCUCCUACCCUUCCCCGCGUGUUCGCACAUUUGUGCGGGGUGCAGGGGGUAGGUUUCAAGCACAGGGAUAUCCCCCCCAGUGUUGGGGGCUGGUGGCGUUUCUCUGUGUCCCCAGCCCCCUCUGCAGCCCCUUCCCGCUGGCCCACCCUCUGGGGAGGAGCCAUGGCGCGGAUGAACCGCCCCGCCCCGGUGGAGGUGAGCUACAAGAACAUGCGCUUCCUCAUCACUCACAACCCCACCAACGCCACCCUCAGCGCCUUCAUCCAGGACCUGAAGAAAUACGGGGCCACGACCGUGGUGCGCGUGUGUGAAGUGACCUACGACAAAGCCCCGCUGGAAAAGGACGGCAUCACCGUUGUGGACUGGCCGUUCGACGACGGGGCGCCCCCGCCUGGCCGGGUGGUGGAGGACUGGCUGAGCCUGCUGAGGGCCAAGUUCUGUGACGACCCCGGCAGCUGCGUGGCUGUGCACUGCGUGGCAGGCCUGGGACGGAAGCGUCGGGGAGCCAUCAACAGCAAACAGCUCACCUACCUGGAAAAGUACCGGCCCAAACAGAGACUGCGGGUUAGGGGCCCGCGCGCGCACAGGGCGCGCUGCUGCGUCAUGUAGGCUCGCAGCCUCGCCAUGCCGGGGUCUGGCCCCCUGGCCCAGUUCCCGUCCAUGCUGCCGGCUUGUGCACCUGCGUCCAGGGCGUCUCGCCGGCUGCGGAGCCACUGUGCUGUCCAUCUGACUCUCUGGGACUAGCUGGGCCCCCUGGCCCUGGACCUCCUGCCAGCCCCUCCCACACCGUCCCCGGGGCAGGUCUCUGCCUGCUCACUGUGGGGUGGGAGAGACCAUUCUAACCAUUGGACCCGGCUAUCCAAGGACCCUCACUCUGCCCUGUUGUUAUGGGGUCCUGGGACAGCCAGGCAUUCUGGACACCAAUGGCAAUAAAACUGGGGCCCUGGC
Molecule: messenger RNA, 1629 nt
Organism: Tupaia belangeri chinensis (Chinese tree shrew)
Lineage: Eukaryota; Metazoa; Chordata; Mammalia; Scandentia; Tupaiidae
Gene: PTP4A3
Product: protein tyrosine phosphatase 4A3
Exons: 5
Coding region: 844-1290 (148 amino acids)
Biological process (GO): dephosphorylation
Source: RefSeq, a predicted model, not a curated record